UUCAAUAAUGACCAAUUCUUCUUCUGUGCUCACUCAACUCCAACAGUUGGGAUUAGGAAACAUUUCAAUAGACAGUUUGAAAGAAGAAACAGCUCCAUUUCCACUCUUUUUACAACUUGCAGCCACUUUGUUGGAUGAGUGGAGCUAUCUUUCUAUUCAUGCACAGGUAUUGGAUCAACACUUAACAGAGUCUCCUUUCCAUUACGAUGUGAACCAACCAUUAGCUCAACUUGAACAAGAAUGUUUACAACAUAUUGCUUGGUUGAUGGAGAUUCCUGUCAAAGAUAUUCGUUUGGAGUCCACACUCACUAGGCUACAAGUGUUGCACUUUUUGGCAACCGAAUUGGAAGCUUGCAAGUUGUCCAUCGUGGAUAAAGAGACUAUUCCAAAACAACCUCAAAGUGUAUUAUGUACGACAAAGGAUAGUUCGAGUCAUUGGAUGACCUUUUAUUUGGAUCAAUUAUCUGCUUUACUGAAAAGAGGGUUGGUUCAAGAUGCCAACCAAGCCAAAACAUUGAUACGACAAGCCAAAGAAAGAAUUGGAGAUAUUUUCUCACUUUUUACAACAAAGACGCAUAUACAGGAAUAUCUUUCCAAUCCAAUGCAUCGAAAAAAGAUACAAGAAAUAAACUCCCUUCUAUAUCUCGAUUACAAGAAUAGAAGAGAGUUGUUGAUUACUCGGUUUCAAGCAACAUGGGAAUGUUUCCAAUCGAGUGAAAGAUGGACAGGUUGUUGUAAGAAAUAUGAACUUUUCGAACGCAUGUUUUGCAUUUAUGAUUUGUAUUUUAUGACUCGAGAAGAUGGCAAGUCAAGCCAUCUGUUUUCAUCAUAAUAUUCUAGUUAGUCUCUCUCUAUGAAGAAGAAAUGACAACUCGUAGAAUAUCAAGUCAUUCCUUGUUGUCAAAUAGGAAGAAUAUUGGAAAUAUUUGGAAUCGAUUUCUCUCGAAAGUGUUUUGUAUAUCACAUCCAUCCAGUUGCUUAGUAGAAAACAAAAUGACAAUUUCAUAUUCUUGUGUUGUAUAACAUA
Galdieria sulphuraria is the source of this 1027-nucleotide messenger RNA. RefSeq lists its product as uncharacterized. The coding region runs from base 8 to 832 and encodes 274 amino acids. The record is from RefSeq and is a predicted model, not a curated record. The transcript is spliced from 2 exons. Lineage: Eukaryota; Rhodophyta; Bangiophyceae; Galdieriales; Galdieriaceae.